Messenger RNA from Dalotia coriaria, 1331 nucleotides. RefSeq names its product 3-hydroxyisobutyryl-CoA hydrolase, mitochondrial-like. Gene Ontology annotation, biological process: L-valine catabolic process. Gene Ontology annotation, cellular component: mitochondrion. Gene Ontology annotation, molecular function: 3-hydroxyisobutyryl-CoA hydrolase activity. The record is from RefSeq and is a predicted model, not a curated record. Lineage: Eukaryota; Metazoa; Arthropoda; Insecta; Coleoptera; Staphylinidae.
AUGUAAUAUUAUUUAAUUUAAUACAACAUAUCAACCUCGUAUAACGCAAACGAGUUAUGGUGUCCUUGAUGUCGUCGCACUUUUUCUGUAAUCGUAACAUUGAUUAGAUUACACUUCGAGCUCGAAUACAUCACCAACGAUGGCAAGACGGCUCUUAACUUCUCCAUAUGUGAAAAACAAUUUGUAUUGCUCAACUGGAAGACUUCAACUAUUCCAACAGCGAACAAUGUCUACAGAAAAUGAUGUUCUAUUUGAAACAGUCAAAGAUAAAGGUAUUAUUACUUUAAAUCGCCCAAAAGCUUUGAAUGCCUUGAAUUUAUCAAUGACUCAGAAGUUGCUCCCAACACUGCAAAAAUGGGAGCAUGAUAAAACCCUUGUCCUGGUGAAAGGUGCAGGAGGAAAAGCAUUUUGUGCUGGGGAUGUUCGCGCUGUUACUGAAGCUGGUUUACGCGGGGAACGUUAUGGUAAUGAUUUCUUCAGGUGUGAGUACACUGUUAAUGGCACAAUAGGUACUUACAAAGUACCUUACAUUGCAUUUAUUGAUGGUAUUGUCAUGGGUGGAGGAGUGGGCCUCUCAGUUCAUGGUCACUACCGCGUGGCAACUGAACGCACGCUAUUUGCCAUGCCAGAAACACAAAUUGGUCUGUUUCCUGAUGUUGGUGGUUCAUAUUUCCUUCCCAGAUUGGGUGGAAAGUUAGGACUUUACCUGGCACUCACUGGUGUAAGACUCAAAGGUGCUGAUGUAUACAAAGCUGGUAUUGCUACUCAUUAUGUAAACAGCGAUUGUUUAGCGGACUUGGAAAGUGCGCUAAUGCAAUGUGCAAACGAGUCGGACAUCAAUCAAACCCUGAAAAAGUUCUCAGCACCGAGUGAUUCGGAGUUUGCAUUGAAGAAGGACAUGGAUAAAAUUAACGCAUGUUUCGCAGGCUCUACAAUGGAAGAAAUCUAUGCUAAUUUAGAAAAAGAUGGCUCACAAUGGGCUAAGGAUACUCAGAAACUGUUGUGUCAAAUGUCUCCAACAAGUUUGAAGAUUACUAUAAAGCAGUUGGAGAACGGAGCGAAAAUGAAUCUAUUGGAAUGUUUGGAGAUGGAAUAUCGUAUGGCGUCGCAUUGUUUAGCAAAUAAAGAUUUCUAUGAAGGUGUGCGUGCCCUUUUGAUCGACAAGGAUAAGUCGCCAAAGUGGAAUCCGGCCAGGAUCGAAGAUGUUAGUGAUGCCUUAGUAAAUAGCCACUUCGAAAAAUUGCCAGCUCACGAAGAGUUAAAACACAAAUUGUAAAAUAAUUUUGUAAUAAUUAAGCCUUCCAAUAUACAUGCAUAUUACUACUUUUGAA